AUGGAAAAAGCGGACAGGGCCGAGGUGCUGGGCUUCAAGCCACAAAAGGAGGUUCCUUACAACCGUAUCCUGCCAUACGCGGUCCAAUUGGACGCCGAAUCAAACGAAUUGCUUUCCGAAAUCAAAGGAAAUCUUGCCCGGGCCGUCGAGUUGAGAGACAUCAAGGUCGGUGCAAUUCACUGGGUAGGACAAUUGGCCAGAUACAUCCACCUUUAUGGCUUGAAAUUUUCCAAAGAAGACCAUAUUUAUUUUAUCAAACUUCUCUAUGAAUUGGUCCUCAUUCCUCACUACCAAUUUUCUCUGACACACAAGUUUGCCCAAACCAUCAACAAUUUACUCAAGAAGCACCAUCUUCUCUCUCCUGAUGAAUUGACACUUCCUUGGAAGCCAUUGUAUGAUUUCUGCCAAGAUGUAUUUGAUUCACACCAUGAAAUGUUUGGGUUGCACUUCUUUUCAAGCAAUAUUGACAGUAUCAUGAAAGACAUGAUUAGUAACUGCCGACCGCUCACAAACCUUUUGGUCUCCUUUCCAAAGAUUUUCAUCAAACGAUUACACAGAGAACGAGUUGCCUUGAAAUCUUGGAAGACACCAAUCCCUGAUUCUCACAAGUUAACUGAUGAAGAUGUGACACGAUUUGUAAAGAGCAUGCAACCUGUUGUGUUCAUGGCAAUGUUUAGCAAGUUUGGCAGCCAUGAUGCCUCUGUUGCCCUCAAGCACCUUGCCUCGAUGCGACCUGAGAUUAUUGUGCCUCCACUAUUAGAAAAAAUGUAUCCUGCAAUGGAAACAUUGACAGAACCUCAUAGGCUAAUUGCUUGCAUGACAUGUAUUGUUGGUGUGUGCCGUCCAAUGUUAAGGGCUAAGAAAUGGUACCCUGAAGGUCCCUUGCACAUUUUGCCCUUGCUCAACCUCUCCUUGCCUGGCAUUGAUUCAAAUGACUUUAAAAAAUCUGUGAUGACAUUCCAAAUGAUUUCCACAUUUGUUUCUUUGGUGCCACUUGUUGAUUGUUCAAAUGCUAUUCACUUACGAGAUGAUCUCACUGAAGUUGAAAAAGAGAUCUGCUCUGCUAGUGCACAGUUUGAAGAUUUUGUGCUGCAGUUCAUGCACAGGGGCUUUUCUCUGAUUGAGAACAAUGCCCAAGAAGAACAGCAUGGACAUACAAGUUCAGCACAGGACAACCUUAAUCCUGAACAGACAUUACUUGAAGUUGGUCUCUCGUCAACUUUUAAAUCAAUUCUUGAACAAUGCUCUACACCCAUUUUUGAGUCAGCCUUAUCCUGCCUCUUCAACUUUGUGAGCAAUACUUACUAUGAAACCCAUGUUGGGGGUAGGUUUGUGGCUAACCUUUGUAAAUCUGCUGUUAAGGUAAACACAGAAAAGUCUCUUCGCUUAUUUAUUCCCCACUUUACAGGCAACAUCCGGCGACUGAUUGCUGCUAAUGAAGAUUUGAAAAAUGAAGAAAAACUUGAUGUUGAGUUUCUUUGGAAUAUUCUCAUGUUAUCUCAAGUGGUACGUUCCCCAGGUCAAUAUCUGUUGGUUUACAAAGAAGAAUUGCUAGAGGUUUUGCUUGCAACUCUGGAAUUAAAAUGUGUUGAGGGCUAUGAACAUAGCACUAACAUCCUACGAUACCUGCUACGGUCUCUCACUAAUAUCUACCCACUGGACUAUAGGAAUGUCUCCUCAGAUAUUGACCAACCUAUCACUGAAUAUUUGGCCAUUAGAGACUGGGCUUAUACUUGCAAUGUUGACCAAAUUGAUAUCAAGUGGCACAUUCCUUCAGCUGAAGAAAUUCAAUUUGCCACAACCAUCUUGGAGAAAGUCUUGCAACCUCAACUUGAUGCCAUUAGCAAAAUCUCAGAAGGGAAUGAGAUUCCCAGGGAGGAUCUGUUGCGACGACUGUGCAUCAUCCUUGAGUGCUUAUUAGGAGCAGGAGCCAUGUUAAAUGUUCUGAGUGAUGAACCUCAUCAAAUAGUGGAUUCUGAAGUGGAUCUCAAGUAUUUUGGUUGUGUUGCUUCCAUCAGUGAAGGAAUUUUGUUAAAUGGUAAAUGUGUGCGUCAAGCUAUUGUGGAUGCUAUCCGACCUCUACUCAACUACCUGUUAACUCACAGUGAAGAUGACACUAAAAGUCUACACAAAAUAAUCCUAAUCUAUGACUGUUUGAUCUUCUUUCACGGAACUCUGAAGAAAGACUUUGAUACACGCUGGAAGAACUUUCACUUGGUAAAAAAUGUUCUUGAAGACAAGUUGGCUGGCCAUAAAACUAAUGUUCGAGCAUUGCUGGUUGAUAGAGUUCUUUUGCAACAUGAGUUGCGAAUGUUGUUAAGUGCAAAGAAGAAGUUCACCAAGGUCCACAAGUUGUUGCUGCAUGACCUCCUGGCCCUUUCUACCAGCCGAUACAGUGGGGUGAGGAAAAAAGGCCAAACAAUGUUGUUCCAUGUCUUCCUGAAUUUCCAGUACAGUUAUAUGUUGUUGCUGCCUGAAAUUGUCAAGAACCUUACUGACCCUACUGUCCCUGAACACAAAUUCAAGAGUUCUUUGUACAUAAUGAAAGGUAAUGGCUCAAAGGCACUAAUUGUCAAACGUCAGUGGAAUGUACUCGGUCAGUUAUGGCCUGCCUUGGUAAAGGCACAACACUCAGAGGAACUGUCAAUCUUGAAGGUUAUAGAUGAUAUCAAUUCUGCAGUGACAAAAUAUUUUGAGACACCUGCCAUCAAAAUAGUGACUCCUGUAAGUUGCAUUGAGAAAGCACAGGAUCUGUUGAAGUCAUCCAGUUAUCCAAAACCUAAAUAUGUUUUGGCAAAUGAUGAAGAAAUGGAAUUGAAACUUAAACAGGAAACUGCCAGAAAUGAAAAAUUUACAGAAAUGUACAAAGAAUUGGUGAAUGAUUUAGUGACUUUAGUGGAAAAAGGCGACCUUUCAUGGAAAUUCCGUCAACUUGGGAUUGAUUUAUUAACCUUACUCUUGCGCCAUGACCACAUGAUGCCCGUCUGUGCUGUGAACAUGUUCCUCAAGAAUGCAAUUGAUGAUUCAAUUUAUGUUCGUCUGAUUUGCAUAUCUUCCUUAAUGGCUGUGUUUGAGCAACUGAAACGUAAACAUAAAGUAGUCGAUGCUGAUUUGGAAGCCUUAACUGGCUGUUUACCACUCUCUUCUUCUGAUUCCAAAUGUCUGCCAGGAAAACGUAAUGACAAUACUUGGCAUCAAUUUAGAUCUGAAAGUCUACCACGUACCAAAGAAGCUUGGGAAAAGUGUACAUUUGUUGAAAAAACCCAUUGGGGAUUUUACUGCUGGCCACAGCCACUUUCUGUGUAUGCUCCGUACAGUGAGCAACCCCAAGUAGCCCGUGAUCGCUCUGAACUGAAUGAGUCAGAAAAGCUCGUAUAUGAUCGGUAUUCCACCAAAGAGUAUGUUGACAAAUUUGUCUCUCUCGUGGCUUUGGAGGAACAAAAAGGCAGAGAUAAAUUCCGACACAGACAAGUUUAUUUUUUCAAGGGUCUUUUUAGAAAUUUUGGCGACACAUUUCUUGAAGUGUUUAAACCUCAAGUUGAAAAAUUGUUGGCUGAAACCAACCCUAUUAUCCAAGAAACACAUCACAGAUGUGCCUUGGAGAUUCUGGCAGGAAUGAUCCGUGGAUCAAAACACUGGCCAUUUGAAAAGGUUGAUAAUCUGUGGAGUUGGGCCAGUAAAGUAUUGCGUAAACAUUUGAACAACAUCAGUGUGGAAACUUUGGAUGAUUGGGGACAGCUUUUUACAUUGAUAUGUGAAAGCCGUGACCCUCGUAAAUUAUUCUGGGUAUUUGAUAUUCUUAUGGACAAUCCACUGAAUGGAGAUGGUGGCUCUUUUGGAGAUUCCAGCCGAUUGUAUGUUCUCCAAAUGGCACUGAUAACACAAGAGUGGAGGGUGACGGAACUGCUUGAAAAUAUCCUCAGUUACUUGGAGCCUCAUCUAGACCACCCUUAUAAAAAUGUUAGGGACCGCAUAGGCAGUUUGCUCUGCUAUAUUUUCCUCUAUGAUUAUGAAAUGCACCCUGAUAGUCAGUCUUUCUUACCCUUGCGGAAGAUGUUUGUGUGUAAAGUGUUGGCUGAAUUGGAGCCACUCAAAAACUUAUCAUCUGAAGACUCUUCAAAAGAUGUGGAUAUUUCCUCAACCCCAAAUGGCUAUGUAGCAGAAGCUGGGAAACAACUAAUCAGUGGAAGUUCUCAAGACAGUGAUGAAGAAUCAGAAGAGAAAAAAAGAUUAAUACGUUUGUGUAAAACAGUUGUCAAAUGGUUGGUGUUAAGUGUUAGUAAAAUGUUGAAUCCAGCAUCAGAGGAAAUCUAUGGCUUCCUGCCUAUUUUGUGCAGUCUUGUGAGCCAAUCUCAGGAAGAGGAGUUACGGAAGGAAUGCCUUCAUGCCUUGGCCAAUCUUGCCCAGGCCAAUAUUCCCAUCAAUGUUAUCCCAGUUGCCAUGCAGAGGGUGCAAGAGGUGACCACAUUGCCUUCUUGGAAUGCAAAAUCUGCUGUGCUUAGUUUUUUGCAAGCAAUGGUCUUCAACAAUUUCUUUGUUCUGCACAAACCUUUGUAUGUGCGACAAAUCCGUUCCUUGCUCAUGUUGCUAAUCUGUAAUGAACGACUUGAGGUCAGACAGUCAGCAGCUGACACAUUAAGUGGUCUUUUGCAUUGUGGCUUUUUGGAAAUGGAUAGUGAAUUAUUGUCAAUAUUUGAGCGUCUAAGUAGCACCAAGCUUGGAGUAAAGGACAGUAGUUUUGGCAAACCCAUGGAGGAAGCUGUCUUGCAGCGUUUGAUCCAUCGUCAUGCUGGUGUGCUUGGCCUAUGUGCCUGCAUUGAAGCUUAUCCAUAUGAAGUGCCCCAAUUUAUGCCGCAGCUUCUUGUUGACAUCAGCACGCAUGUUAAUGAUUUGCAGCCCAUUCAGAUGACAAUCUUCUGGUCUCGCCUAAUUAUUAUGCAUAAAAACCACACACUUCAGUGGGGAUUUUCUCUCCCAAAAUAUGGUGAUAUCAUUUCCCGCUCCAUUGCCAUUGAUAGUUUGGAUAGGAAGCAGUCUUCCCCCUAA
Acanthosepion pharaonis is the source of this 5046-nucleotide messenger RNA. The record is from the annotation of a GenBank genome assembly. Lineage: Eukaryota; Metazoa; Mollusca; Cephalopoda; Sepiida; Sepiidae.